Thecamonas trahens ATCC 50062 is the source of this 3951-nucleotide messenger RNA. RefSeq names its product nucleoside diphosphate kinase. NCBI's taxonomy places the organism in Eukaryota, Apusomonadida, Apusomonadidae. The record is from RefSeq and is a predicted model, not a curated record. Gene Ontology annotation, molecular function: nucleoside diphosphate kinase activity. Gene Ontology annotation, biological process: CTP biosynthetic process; UTP biosynthetic process; GTP biosynthetic process. The coding region runs from base 1 to 3951 and encodes 1316 amino acids. The transcript is spliced from 2 exons.
AUGUCGUACGACGACGAGUCUGAGGACUACUACUACGACGGCGAGGGCGGGUACGACGACGGGGACAACUCGUCGUACCAUGGCGAGUCUGUCGACGGAGGCGACGGCACUGAUGCCGAGGCAGCAGCCCGCGGGCCGGACAUGGCCUUCCUCCCAGCCGUUGAUCGGCCCGCCGCAAAGAUCAUUGUCGAGGUCGGGCUCAAGGAGGCUCUAGAAGAGGGCACGCUGCAAGAGUUCCACGAGGUCGUGGCCAUGGUCCACGACACCGAGGGCAGGCGGAUGGCGGUGGUGGACACGACGACGCUCAGCGAGCUGGACGGUGCUGUGGCGCAUCCCAAGCACUUUGAGUCGCCGGAGGAGGCCGACGAGCUGACGUGGGAGGGCGUGCGGAUCGAUCUGGCGGCGCUCGACUCGGAGAUUGAGGCGCUGUCGGUCAUGCUGUACUCGUCGGCGCCGCUCGACGAUGAGGCCGGCUCGGAGCUGCCCAACAUGCCGCAAACGCUGUACUGCAAGGUGCUGGACAACAGCGAUGUGUCUGUGGCGUACGAGGCCAAGCCGGUGCUUGCAGCCUUUGAGGCGCCGCUGGAGGUUGGCCCGCGCGGCUCGGUCGUCCUCACCCUCAACCGGGUCAACUGGGCCAAGAUUGUGGAGGAGCGCGAGGCGGCGGCCGAGGCCGAGGCCGAGGCUGCCAGCGAGGGCGAGGGCGGCGCCGGUGCCGGUGCGCCAACACUGGCGGUGACUGGCGAUGACGACGAGUCGCCGAAGCGGAUGACGGUAGCGGCGUCGACGCUGGGCAUUGCGGCUGCGCAGCCGCUGGGCUCUGGUGACUCGGCGCGGCACUCGUCCACGCCGCAAAUCGGCGGGGCGACGCCCGGCGGAGCCGUCGACGACAUGUCGUCGUCUGAAGCGGCGGCGGCGGCGGCGGCGGCGGUGGCCGAGUUUGCCGGCGUCCCGGUGGAAGAAUCGUGGCAGGUCAAGUUUCUGGCGCGUGUGGCGGAGCAAGACGACGUCGAGUACCAGGAGCUGCUUGCGCUGGCGGAGGAGCUGAUGGUGGCGCGGCAGAAGAAGGCGCCAGUGCGCUCGGUGGCACUCAAGGCGGCGCACCCGGUGGCGCUCCCGCGGAACCCAGAGACGUUUGCGGUCGAGAUUGCUUGGGCGAUGAAGAACCCCGAGGCGUACCCGCUGUUUGGCGGUGGCGGCGACGACGGUGACGAGGGCGGUGACGGUGACGAGGCCGGCGACGGCGACGACGGUGACGGCGAUGGAUACGACGACUCUGGGUACGACGAGAAGAAGCGCGGCGGCGGCGACGGGUACGAUGGUUACGACGGGUACGACGACGGCGACGGGUACGACGACGACGACGAGGCGGCGGUGGCCGAGGCCGAGGCGCGGCGCAAGGCCAAGAUUGUCCAGGCCGCCGAGGCUGUACUUGCCAAGGAGGUGCAGGUGGUGGCGGUGACGACCGACGCACGCGGCAAGCCGCUCGAGCUUAUUCCAACGACAGUGGGUCGCUCGUCCGACGGCGGGGUGCAGCACAAGCCGUCGCGGCGGAACGCGGCAGGCGACUUUGUGUCGACGCUCACGUUUGAUCCGUCGCGGAUGGCACCCGAGGUGGCGGGUGUGACGUUUAUGGUUGUCGACGUCAAGAGCCACCUCGGCGAGCUUGCGGCGUCGCGUAUCCGGCUCCUCAACACGACUGGCGUGGACGUGGACGAGGCGCUGGCGCAGCCGGAGGAAGCCGGCGGCGACGGCGAUGGCGGCGACGAGUUUUCCGACGACGGGACGGCGGACAUGGACUCGAAGGACUCAUCGGGCUCGUCGCCCAACUCCCGCGGGUCGCGUGCGUCGCGGGCAUCGCGGCAGUCGUCACGGCAGUCGCGGCGGUCAUCGCGUACGCGCGGGUCGAGCGGCGACGGUGGGAGCAAGAAGAAGAUGUCGUCGCGGUCGAUGUCGGAAAAGAUGGGUCCUGCGACACGGACACCGUCGGCUAACUCGCUCCUCUCGACGGCGCGAAGCAAGAUCGCGUCGUCGGUGGCGGUGCUGAAGCGGCCGGACGAGGCAUUCUACCAGGCCGCGGCAGAGGCGGCGAGCCCCGAGGCUACGCUCCCUGUGGAGCCCGAGCUCGGGCCGGAACUUGCGUCGUUUGUGGUGACCGAGGUGACCGGGUCGGAGGCGCCGGUAGUGGGCGUUGCGCGGCCGUCGACGCCGCCGCUCGGCGACCCUGAGCCUGCGGGAGGUGCGGCGGCGAGUGCGGAAGAGCUUUUGCCGUCGGCGCAGGUGGUGUGCCGGGUGCAGCGGGCCGGCCGUGGCGAGAGGCGGGGCAUGGACGACGGGUCGGUCUCUGACGGCGGCGGGUAUGACGACGACGAGGACGGUGGGCGGAUGGGCGGCGGCGGGUGGGAGAUUCUCCCGCUCGGCUCGCUGCUGCCGGGCGCCGGGCUGGAGGCGCUGGAAGCAGCACUGGAGCGAUCGAUCCACGAGAUCAUUCCGCGGUUCACGGUCGACCUUGUGCCGAACGUGACGCAGCGGCUGAAGGACUACAAGGAGGGGUGGGACUACACCAACGUGGUGUUUGGCUUUGGGUGGGAUGGUGAGGGCAUGGACGCUUACGACGAGUUCCCACUUCACGUCGGGUGCAUGCUUCUCGAUGAGCGCGGGACGGAGCUGGCAACGAUUGGGCUGGCGCGGCCGUCGUCGGUCGACGGCUCGGUUAUGCAUCUUGUGAGCGCAGAGCUCCGCGAACAGGAGGCGAAGCUCAAGCGCGAGGCCGACGCUGCAGCGUCUGCGGCGGCGGCGGCGGCGGCGCGGGCGGCUGGCGAGGACGUCGACGAGUACGACGACGAGUACGACGAUGCGCGCGGAACCGAGUCGAACACGGCGUACUCGACCGGCUCGCCAAGGUCAGACGGCGGCGACGGCGGUGACGUCGCGGGCGGCGAGGUCGACCUCGACGUGGAGAAGAUUGCGGUGGACCUGACAAAGAUCUCGGACAAGGUUGCGGCAUUUGUGCUUGUCCUCGGCAUGCACGUGGAAGAGGAGCUGACACCCGAGCUCGACGUGUACAUGCGUGUGCUUGACCAGACCAAGGUUGCAGAGAGCGGCGAGGCAGUGCAGCUCGGAUCCGGCUUUGAGGCCAUGCGGUACUCACUCCUCUGCGAGGAGGGCCACACGUCACUGGUGGUGGCGCUUGUGACGCGGUCGAAGGAGACCGGCAAGUGGCAGAUCCAGCCGGUGGAGCAGUACUACGAGGGCAUCGACUUUGCGGACGUGCUUGUGGACAUCGAGAACGCGUACCGCGAGACGGUUCCGGAUCCGGUGGUGCAGCUGCCGGCGAGUGUGGCGAGCCGAGUGCCGCGGCAGGUGCUGGAUCUGUCUGGCUACGCCGGCACGUCGCUGGAGCGGACGCUCGCGCUGAUCAAGCCGCGGGCGACGGCCGCCGGGCACAGCGGGGCCAUCCGCGAGUUUGUGGCGCUCCACGGCUUUGCGGUGGUCCGGCAAGUGCGGACGCAGCUGACGCGACCGCAGGCGGCACAGUUCUACGCCGUCCACAAGGGCAAGCCGUUCUACUCGCGUCUGAUUGGCUUUAUGUCGUCGGGCCCGAUCGAGGUGCUGGUGCUCGCGCGGCGCGGCGCGGUCGGGGCGUGGCGGACGUGCGUGCCGGCGCUCCGGGCCAAGUUUGGCACCGACGCCACGCGCAACGCGGUCCACGGCUCGGACUCGCCUGCCAACGCCGCCAAGGAGAUCAAGUUCUUCUUCCCGGACAUGGUGUCGGCCAUUCCGGCCUCGGUCGACGCCGUGCAGUUCCUCAACGCCAAGGUCAACCCGGUCCUGCUCAAGGGCCUCACGGCGCUGGCCAAGGCCAAGCCGGCCGAGCCGCUCGAGUGGCUUGCCGCCUGGCUCCUCGACAACAACCCGAACAAGCCCAAGUGCGUUGUUGAUCUGGCGUGA